AUCGACGUCCGCAAGUGUCAAUGCCCCGACUCAUAUGAUGUCCAAUAGCCGCAUCUCGAUGUAGGCAUCCUUGCCAGUGGUGCUAAAGGAUGCCGGCAGGAUGACCCGCCGCACCUCGCCAACACGCAUGUCAGUCCACAUCUCCUGGAGCCACUCACGUACAUCAGACAGACCGAACUCCAGCCCACUGCCCUCCCCUCUCUUGUCCUGGCCGUCAAAGUCGUCAGACCACUCGAUAAUGUCGGCCUUUAUCCGCUGAUCACGGGUCGGUGUGGGACCGCUGCCCUCCUGCACCACCCAAGACAACACGCCCGUCGACCGCCUCCUGCUGCCAUCGCUGGCCGCCGCUUCUUCUCUUGCUAGUGCUGGCGGUGCUGCUGCUGCUGCUGCUGACGGUGGUGGUGGUGGUGGUGGCCGCUCGGAACCGACAGAACUCCUGACAAGAAAAUACCAAAGAGCAAUGCGCACAUAUGAAUGAGCCCCGUGGCGCACACCAAUCCUCACACGUGUGUGAAUGUGCCCGACUCACCGGAUGUCCACCAGCCUGUACUCGAGAUAUCUCUCCUUAAAGUUUCCGUUGCCUGGCACGAAUACGCGCCGCACCUCACCCACACGCAUGUCAGUGAGGACCUCCUGCUCCCACUCAGCCCAGUAAGACACACGACCCACCACCCCACCGAGAUCAUAUUCCUUGUCUUGUCCGUCGAAGUUAUCACGCCACUCGAUGAUGUCGACCGUGACAUUCUGUUCAUACGUCGGUUCAGGCCCACUGCCCUCCUUGACCACUUGAUAGUAGGCGCCAGACGGCAUCCGUGUGAAGCCGGCGGGAGUGCUGGUAAAGACAACACCAAAGAGCACCGCCCACACAUAAAGUGGAUGCCGUGAGGCACGUGUGAAUGUACCCCGACUCACAGGAUGUCCAAAAGCCGCAACUCGUUGUAAGCAUCCUUGUCAGUGGUGCUAAAUGGCGUCGGGACGAUGACCCGCCGCACCUCACCAACACGCAUGUCAGUGAGCACCUCGUGUUGCCACAGACCUCGAGCACACGGACGAUCCACCUCCCCCCGCCUCACGCACACGUUGUCUCCGUCGAAGUCGUCAGCCCACUGGAUCCAGUCGAACUUGACGCGUUGGUCACCUGUCGGUUUUGGCCCACUGCCCGGCUGCACCACUUCAAUCAGAUAGUACGCGCCAGACGGCAUCUGUCUGAAGCUCACAGGAGUCCUGGCAAAGAAAACACCAAAGAGGAGAGGAUGAGCAACACCCACAUGCACACCAUGUGAGUGCCGUGCCACUUGUGCGUGUCUCUCACUCCUCGUCCAUAAUGCCGAUCAACCGCAGCUGACGGUACCAGCCUCUAUAGCCGUCUGGCACUUUGAUUUGCCUGAUCUCCCCCUCCCUCAUUGACAGCACCGCCUCACGCCACCAAUCACGCUCAUCAGACACACGAGCGACCACCCCACGGUGAUCGUAGUAAAUGAACUGGCCGUCGAAUCCAUCACGCCACUCGAUGACGUCGUACUUGACGCGGUCGUUGGCCGUGGGCGCUCUGCCGCUGCCCUGUCGCACCACCUUGUGAAGUGCGCCAGACGGGCGCUGAACGAAGCCAUCGUCGGCCGUGUUGUCGUCUUUGCCGGCCGCCGCCCCUUCAUCUGCCGCUGGUCUCGCUGCUGGGGUUGGUGCGGGUGCUGGUGGCUGAUCGCCUUCCUUAUUCUCUUGGCCUUGGUCGAUGUCGACAGCCGAUCUGACCACCAGCACCAAGUCGGGGAUAAAGCACACCUGUCUGUGUCUGCUUGUUCAGGUCGCUCACUUGUCGUGUUCGAUGCAGAACUUGAUGUGCGAGUAGAAUGACGGCUUGAUGGCCAACCGCUGGCCAUUGACCUCGAACUCAUAGCCGCCUUUGACAUUCCCAUAGACAAAGUGACCAUCCAACAGCCCAACAGGUUCUCCACUCAUGACGGCAACACACCGCCCUGCACAGACACACAGACACAGACACACACAGACACAAACAGUCAGAGUGACGUUCACUUCAGCGUGAGAUCUGCAUGUGUGUCGGUGUUGGCUGACGUCCUCUGAGUUCGCUGAUGCGUUGGAAUAGAUUCAGCCGUGAUGUGAGCUGGAUUUGCGACCUCAGUGGUGUGAGUGGUGGUCGCACAAACCCAUCGACAGCCGCCCAGGGCACCAUGAGGACGGCAAACAGCCACACGACCAUCGUGACAGUCACGACACACGCCCGAUUUGUC
Vitrella brassicaformis is the source of this 2246-nucleotide messenger RNA. The record is from the annotation of a GenBank genome assembly. Lineage: Eukaryota; Vitrellaceae.